Messenger RNA from Guillardia theta CCMP2712, 660 nucleotides. RefSeq lists its product as hypothetical. Bases 1 to 660 code for a protein of 219 amino acids. Lineage: Eukaryota; Cryptophyceae; Pyrenomonadales; Geminigeraceae. The transcript has 3 exons. The record is from RefSeq and is a predicted model, not a curated record.
AUGACCAAGCAGCAUGUUUUCGCUUGGACGUUCAUGGCCGAGCACCUUCAUGUUGCAGGACUUCUCACGUCAACAGCAGCGCCUAAUGACUUGGCAAGCAUUGUUGCAGGGCUCUACCAUCUCGAGCCGGCAAACUUUGCUGUUGGAAGCAUCCUAUUCUCUGGACUUUUCGAAGCCAUCUGUGAGGGACGCCAGCACAGCUCGGAGGGCGUGCAGGAGGAUCUUGUUGCAAUCUUCUGCUAUCUCAUCUCUGUCUUGGAGUUUCCACGAUGGAAAGCUGAAUAUCUUUCUGAGAUGUCGCCAAAGAAGAAGCAAGGCAAGGCAGAGGGAGAGCAGGCAUUCCUUUUGGACCUUUCGUCAAAUGUGAUACUUCGCUCUCGUUUCGUUGCGAUGGCUGGGAGAGGAGAUUCUUUGGAGGAUGUCGCAACGUCAAUCAGCUCCUACGUCUAUGACCUCUGGAAGGACCCUCAAGACGUGUCGAGGACAACCAGAGAAAUAGGAAAUCGGACAAGCCAUGGUUUGAAGCACUUUGCUCUGAGCAUGAAAGCGAUUGUCGCAAGCCUGGACGGCCCUGAACUUCGGAACCACCUUCAGCUGGACCUGUGCUCGAAGUUCGGUGCAAUCUUUUCAAACAUGCAAACGCAGAGCAGCGAUGACUGA